AUGUUGGUGCAAUACGGUACAGGCCCUGGUGAAUUAGUGGAUAUGGACAACCAUUCUGUUCACGAGGCUCCUUCCUCAGCUAGAGCGCCAUCGUUUGGAUCUGCUGAUCACUAUGAUUAUGGUGUUAAGCUUGAUGAAACUGAGAAGCCCUCAUCCUCAAUCAAGUAUCACAUGUUGGGUAUAGUUCAGUUGGUGUUGAAGAUGUAUUCCUUGGGAGUAGUGCUGCUGAUUGUCACUUUGUUUGAAUUGAAGCGCACCGUGGUGUCUGUUUUAAAUCAUUUGGCUUUAGUCAUUACAAGUCUACUAUCUACUUGUCUUUUCAUUCUUGUCUUAUUCCACCAAAUGAUUUUAUCACUAAGAGAAAAUAUCCACUAUUUAUUACAUCUUGAAGAUAGCUCUACAACUUCAUGUACCAAGUUCCCUUCAAGAGUCAAAUAUAGUGAGUUGCAUUCGUUGUUUUGGUCGUCUGAUAAAUCUCACAAGAUAAGAAUCAGCGAUGACUUUCAGUCCUUUGAAAUCAUUCCAACCAACAACAUCAAUCUAUCAUACGCAAAGAAAAGAUUGAAUUCAGAUUCCACCGUGGUGGCUGAUCCAUUAGCAGUGGAUGUAUGUAAUGAACCUCAAGGUAUCAACUUAAGUUUUAUAUCAUCUCCUGGAAUAAGUAAAGUCCAACAAUUCAAUAACAAGUAUAAGGAAAAAUUGAAAAAGAGACCCCACUGGUGGAAGGUUGGGACUUCCCCAAUAAGCAUUCCAGAAGGUCAUGCCUCAGAAGACAGAGAACAAUCACAAGAAUCUCUGGAUAACGACGAGGAGAUCCAUCAUGGUUCAGACCCUGGCAGUCCAUUGGAAGUUAUGAAAUCUAGUGACUUUGAAAAUCAAAAAUUUGUGCUGGCAUCUUCUCCUCUGGAUUUAAAUGAAACAGAGUACCAGUCACAUUCUCAGCAGCAACAAAGCCCAAUAAAGCUGUCACCUUCAAACUCCUCCAAAUUCCAUUCAAAGUUCAAGGUUGCAAUGGAAUCAAAUCGCCAAAAUGUUAUACAGAACUAUGCAAAGAGUUUGAAAACAUUCAAGAAUCAUCACAUCUCUACAAACUUACAUCACAGCUUACAGGAUUCCAACUAG
Hansenula anomala is the source of this 1122-nucleotide messenger RNA. RefSeq lists its product as uncharacterized. Lineage: Eukaryota; Fungi; Ascomycota; Saccharomycetes; Phaffomycetales; Wickerhamomycetaceae. The record is from RefSeq and is a predicted model, not a curated record. The transcript has a single exon. Bases 1 to 1122 code for a protein of 373 amino acids.